Fragaria vesca subsp. vesca is the source of this 2073-nucleotide messenger RNA. RefSeq names its product G-type lectin S-receptor-like serine/threonine-protein kinase B120-like. NCBI's taxonomy places the organism in Eukaryota, Viridiplantae, Streptophyta, Magnoliopsida, Rosales, Rosaceae. The transcript is spliced from 15 exons. Bases 1 to 2073 code for a protein of 690 amino acids. Gene Ontology annotation, molecular function: protein kinase activity; ATP binding. Gene Ontology annotation, biological process: protein phosphorylation. The record is from RefSeq and is a predicted model, not a curated record.
AUGCCAUCAGUCGACGAAGCAACCUCGAUCAAAUGGCGCAAGGGCAAUUUGAUCGGGUCCGGGGCCUUUGGCCGUGUUUAUAUGGGCAUGAAUACUCAAUCCGGAGAGAUUAUUGCUGUUAAAGAGGCUCAUACCAAGGUGCUUCAAGAAGAAGUGAGGCUUUUAGAAAACCUGUCUCAUCCGAAAAUUGUUAGAUGUUUAGGAACCGAGAGGGAGGAUGAAACCUUGACUAUGCUGUUGGAAUAUGUACCUGGUGGAUCCAUACAAUCACUAUUGGAGAAAUUUGGAUCUUUCUCUCUUCCUGUGAUUAAAAGAUUCACCAAGCAGUUGUUGCUGGCACUAGAAUAUCUGCACAAGAAUGGAAUCAUACAUGGGGAUAUUAAGGGAGCAAAUAUCCUUGUUGGUAGUAAAGGGCGCAUUAAACUAGCAGAUUUUGGUACAUCCACACAGGCAGCCAUUUCAGGUUCAAAGCCUACGAGGGGUACACCAUACUGGAUGGCUCCUGAAGUCAUUCGUGGGACUGGUCAUGACUUCUCUGCGGAUAUAUGGAGCGUUGGAUGCACUGUGAUUGAGAUGGCCACUGGAAAUCCUCCUUGGAACCAACAGUUUGAAACGAUUGCUGCUUUCUUUUACUGUGUAGGGACAAGCAAGUCUCAUCCCCCAAUCCCUGAGCAUCUUUCUUCUGCAGCAAAAGAUUUUCUGCAUGAGUGUCUGCAAAAGGAACCAACUGUAAGGCCAUCCGCAUCUGAGUUGCUUAAGCAUCCUUUCUUAACUGGGAAAGAAGUGGAGUCUCAGAAUCUUUCUCAUUCUGCCGUCAUGGAAGUAGAAGUGGCAUCCUCAUUUUGCCAAACAAAUUCUGAUGAAAUUGAUAGCAUGUGGGACAACGAUGCAAACUCCAAUUCUGUAUCCAAUCCAGCUAGUGGCGGAACUAGAACGUUGAUUGUGGAGGGAGCCAUCAAACAAGUGUUUUCAAAAAUUUCUAAGUUCUUUAAGAGGUCGAGCAGAGCUACAAGAAAUAUAUCGCAGAAGGGUGAGUUCAGCUAUGCAUCUAUCAUGGUGGCCACACAGAACUUUUCUGAGGAAAAUAAGAUCGGACAUGGGGCAUUUGGACCUGUUUAUAAGGGAAAAUUGGUGACUGGACAAGAAGUAGCUGUGAAAAGGCUUUCAAAGAAUUCAAACCAAGGAGAGUUGGAGUUUAUGAAUGAACUGAGACUCGUGAAUGAACUCCAACACAGAAACAUUGUUAAGAUGUUAGGAUGUUGCAUUCAUGGUGACGAAAAAGUUAUAAUAUACGAGUACAUGGAACACGAAAGUUUAAACUACCACUUAUAUGGUUCCUCCGGUGACUUGCUACUAGAUUGGAAUAAGCGUUUCAACAUAAUUGAAGGAAUUGCUCAAGGGUUGGUUUACUUGCACAAAUACUCCAGAUUGAGAGUAAUUCAUCGAGAUAUAAAAGCUGGUAAUGUUCUACUUGAUGCACAAAUGAAUCCCAAAAUUGCUGAUUUUGGUUUAGCGAAGAGUAUAGCAGAUGAUGAAGAGACAGUAACAACUACGAGAAUUUGUGGGACAAUGGGUUACAUGGCUCCGGAGUACCUCAUGACGGGCAUCUUAUCCAUGAAAACCGAUGUCUACAGUUAUGGAGUGUUAAUGCUUGAAAUCAUAAGCGGUAACAAAAAUCACAAAGCUGGCCUCAACUCUUUGGUAAAAGAUGCAUGGCAGCUAUGGCAAAAAGGUGCAGGGCUAGAACUAGUGGAUCCAAAACUUGAAGCUUCUAGUAUUAACGAAGAUCAAUUGUUAAGAUGCAUCCAUGUUGGUCUGCUGUGCACGGAAGAAAAUGAAGAUGAUCGGCCGACCAUGUCAGAUGCGAUAUCUAUGUUGACAAAUGAAAGAGUGCCUUUGCCUAAACCAAUAAUGCCAGCAUUUUCUAGGCCAGCAUCUUCUAGCUUCAUGACUACUGGUGGUAUACAUGGAAAUGGACCAGAAACUAUGUCCAUCAAAGGUUUAUCAACACUUGGCCAAAGUAUUGACUUUACAAUGAACAGUAUGUCCUAUUCUGAUUUCGGCGGACGUUAA